Molecule: messenger RNA, 7544 nt
Organism: Heterocephalus glaber (naked mole-rat)
Lineage: Eukaryota; Metazoa; Chordata; Mammalia; Rodentia; Bathyergidae
Gene: Mtf1
Product: metal regulatory transcription factor 1
Biological process (GO): regulation of transcription by RNA polymerase II
Cellular component (GO): nucleus
Source: RefSeq, a predicted model, not a curated record
AGCGGAAGCGGAAGUGACGUUAGGGAAAGGUGGGGGCAAUCAUGGUGCCGCUGGGGAGGGGAGAAGCUGCUGCCGCCGCCGUUGCCGGGAGCCGCGGAGAAAGGUCAUUACCUUUCCAUUUCUCACAAUUGGGCUGAGCACAAUUCCAUCAUGGGGGAACACAGUCCAGACGACAACAUCAUCUUCUUUGAGGCAGAGGAAGAUGACAAGAUGCUCAGGUUUGUGGAUGCAAACGGACUGGUGCCUUCCUCAUCUGGAACUGUUUAUGAUAGGACCACUGUUCUUAUUGAGCAGGAUCCUGGCACUUUGGAGGAUGAAGAUGAUGAUGGACAAUGUGGAGAACACUUACCUUUUCUAGUAGGGGGUGAAGAGGGCUUCCACCUAAUAGAUCAGGAAGCAAUGUCCCAGGGUUAUGUGCAACACAUUAUCUCACCUGAUCAGAUUCAUUUGACUAUAAACCCUGGUUCCACACCCAUGCCAAGAAAUAUCGAAGGUGCAACUCUUACUCUGCAGUCGGAAUGUCCAGAAACAAAACGUAAAGAAGUAAAGCGGUACCAGUGCACCUUUGAGGGCUGUCCCCGCACCUACAGCACAGCAGGCAACCUGCGCACCCACCAGAAGACUCACCGAGGAGAGUACACCUUCGUCUGUAAUCAGGAAGGCUGUGGCAAGGCCUUCCUCACCUCUUACAGCCUCAGGAUCCAUGUGCGAGUGCACACGAAAGAGAAGCCAUUUGAGUGUGAUGUGCAGGGCUGUGAAAAGGCGUUCAACACGCUCUACAGGCUGAAAGCACAUCAGAGGCUUCACACAGGGAAGACGUUUAACUGUGAAUCUGAAGGCUGCAGCAAAUACUUCACCACACUCAGUGAUCUGAGGAAGCACAUUCGAACCCACACAGGAGAAAAGCCAUUUCGCUGUGAUCAUGAUGGAUGUGGAAAAGCGUUUGCAGCAAGCCACCACCUUAAAACGCACGUCCGCACACAUACUGGUGAAAGACCCUUCUUCUGCCCCAGCAAUGGGUGUGAGAAAACAUUCAGCACUCAGUACAGUCUCAAAAGUCACAUGAAAGGUCACGAUAACAAAGGACACUCAUACAAUGCACUUCCACAACACAAUGGAUCAGAGGAUACAAAUCACUCACUUUAUCUAAGUGACUUGCACCUUCUGUCCACAGAUUCGGAAUUGGGAGAAAAUUCUAAUACAACACAGGGCCAGGACCUCAGCACAAUUUCACCAGCAAUCAUCUUUGAAUCAAUGUUCCAGGAUUCAGAUGAUACAGCAAUUCAGGAAGAUCCUCAGCAGACAGCUGCCUUGAUUGAAAGUUUUAAUGGUGAUGCAGAGUCAGUCAGUGAUGUCCCGCCACCCACAGGAAAUUCAGCAUCUUUAUCUCUCCCGCUUGUACUGCAGCCUGGCAUCUCCGAGCCACCCCAGCCUCUGCUACCAGCCUCAGCUCCGUCUGCUCCUCCGCCUGCUCCCUCCCUAGGACCUGGUUCCCAGCAAGCUGCAUUUGGCAACCCCCCUGCUCUCUUACAACCUCCGGAAGUGCCUGUUCUCCACAGCACGCAGUUUGCUGCUAAUCAUCAAGAGUUUCUUCCGCACCCCCAGGCACCGCAGCCCAUUGUACCAGGACUUUCUGUUGUUUCUGGGGCUUCUGCAUCAGCAGCAGCAGUGGCAUCGGCCAUGGCAGCACCAGCCCCACCACAAAGGACUACUGAGCCCCUGCCAGCCAUGGUCCAGACUCUGCCGCUGGGUGCCAACUCUGUCCUAACUAACAAUCCCACUAUAACCAUCACCCCGACUCCCAACACGGCUAUCCUGGGGUCCGGCCUAGUCAUGGGAGAACAGAACUUACAAUGGAUAUUAAAUGGUGCCACCAGUUCACCACAAAACCAAGAACAAACUCAGCAAGCAUCGAAAGUUGAGAAGGUGAUUUUUACCACUGCAGUACCAGUAGCCAGUAGCACAGGGAGCUCUGUCCAGCAGAUUGGCCUCAGUGUUCCUGUGAUCAUCAUCAAACAAGAGGAGGCAUGUCAGUGUCAGUGUGCGCGCCGGGACUCUGCCAAGUAGCAGGCAGCUGGUGGAGAAAGGGCUGUUCUUCCCCACCCCGUCCAGAGCUGAGCCCCUGGCCUGCUGAUGGGCCCAGCCUGAAGUUACCACCCUAGACUUUGUCCUCACCCCUAUUCCCUCGUCAUCCUCCACCAGAUCCUCUUCCUGUGAGCAAAGCAGACAGGCUGAGGCUUCUUCAGACUCUCAGACAAAAACGUUAAGUGCCAUGGAUGUGUCAGAACUCAUGCCCUCCAGAGCCUGGACACCCCAUUCUGAUUCCCACUGAAGCACUGCUGCAGGGGGAGGAGGAGAUGGGCCUGAGGCAGCUUCGGCAAGUGAAGGGCCCGUGUGCACUCGUCUCCAGGAAGAGGGUAAACAGGAAGCAGGAGGCACUGUGCCUACCAUCAUGGGGGCAGAAAUUGGAAGGAUGAAGAAAUUCACUGUUUGAAAGCCUCACCUUCCAGACAUAUUUUCUUUAUUCACAUCCCAGGAACAUCCAUUUUAAGGAACUGAUCUUUGGAAAAAAAACAAAAAAAACAACAAAAAAAGAAAGCUAAGUUAUAAAUGAACUGUUUGGCUGCACUGUAUGUCACUUUCGCUUAUUGUCAUAUGAAUUUGGAAAUUAAGGUUACUCGUAUGCAUAAAAAUUCUAAAUGAAAGGAUGUGGUUUCCAUCAAUCUAGUACUGCCCAUCACUUGCACUGGAGUCUUUGUGGAUUGGGCAGGAGGGGUCAGUGUGUCGGGUUGUGCUUCUCCCUGUGUGUCUCUUUGAAUCUGAGGCUGACAUUUGCCCGAAGGCCAGACUCUCACUGUAUCCAAGUCUGCAGUGGCAAGGGCAGGUGAAACAGCUGAGUUGGACAGGGUUUGGGUGAGGUGGCUUUGUUGUUUGUACUUGGUGUUGGUAGAGCUCAGGAUGGAUCUGCAGGCUGUCCCAUAGCCCACUCUGCACAGAUGGCAGCUCAAAGCCUGGCCCACCAGAUGUGGGGAUGAUCUGGUUCUGGGGGAGUCCUAGGCAGGCUGUUGAUUGCCAUCUGCUGAUGGUAUGUGUGCAGAGUAGGCUCUAGCAUAGUGAUGGUGAACCUUUUAGAGCUUUCAGUGAUAGCUCUGAAACAGCUGGCAGCAGCAUGUGUGCCAUAGGUUCACCACCACUGCUCUAGCAACACAGUCACAGCCUUUGCCUCUUUGGUUCUCUGAACUGCUUGCCAGAGCUUGCAGGUCACAGUGAGCUUUCCUUGAGGAACAUCUUUGUUUUGUCCUAGAGUGAACAUGUGGCUUAGGGUCAGUUUCCAGCUGGUAGGCUGCCUUCCUUUGAAUGCUGUUUUCUUCUUCAGAGCAGAAGGGCUACAUCUUGCUUCUUAGUAGAAGAGGCAGAUUGAAGGGAGCUUGUAGGAGGUGGCGGGUAACUGGCAGGCCAGGUGUUCUGGUUCUAGGUUCUAGCUAGGCUUUUGGUUGCCCUUUUCCAUCUCCACUCCUCUGGAUUUUGCAUACAGCCUAGUACAGUGCAAACAAGAAUGUGACUUGCUCAACUUAGUCAUGUGAGUUCUAAACAGAAAGGAAAAAAAAAAAAUGAUGAUCUUCUACUCAGGGUAAAACAAAAAAUCCCCCUUCCACCAAAAAGCCUGAAAUGUUGCAAUAAGUUGUCUCAUUUGGAAUGUUUCAUUAAGUUGUGUUAUAGGAAAAUGUGUGUGUGUGUGUGUGUGUGUGUGUGUGUGUGUGUGUGUAUGUAGAAUUAUAUCCAUCUGUCUGCCUUUGGCUCCAAGUCAUUGCCUCUGAAAACAAAAUACAGUGCACACUAGAAUGGAAAGUUCCCCUCACCUGGCUGCUUAAUGUAGUCAUGAGGCCUCAUCAAGCGCAGAAAUUAGGCAUGGAUCAGAAUGUGGAAUAGGCCUCUCUCAAGAACUCUUCCCCUACCUCCAGCAAGGAGCAGGUUUCCAUAAACAAGGCAGUGAGAGCCAGCCAGUGAGAGAUCUGCAUUGGUCCCUCUCCUGCUCUGAGCUUACCUUGGAGGCACAUCACUUAUCUUGGAGCUAGAGACCCUGCCUUUAGCAAGAAUGUACAGGGACAAGCUUGGAUGAGAGGGUAGUUUUGGUAAUGCUGUUACUGCCGUGAGUAGAAAUGGGCUUAAAUGCAAACAGCUGAUUUCUCAUUCUAGAAGUUUAGACAGGAGAACUAAUUUCUUUUUAAACUUUUUUACUGUCUGUCCCCAAAGACUGGUGGUUUUUGGCAACCAUUGACCUCAGCAAAAGUUGAUAAAGCAGGAGGAAUCUUCUACCACAGUGGGCCAGUCUUCCUAGGAAACCAUGUGCAAGUGAGGGUUGUCCUGGUUGUCUCUAGGCCUUACACCAAUAGAAAGCUUUGAACUUGGACAUGAAAGCAGUAGAUGGGACCCCAGAGUUAGCUUGUGGCAGAUAGUAGUUAUGACCUUCCCACAUGUCCAUCCUCUGAUGACCUGCGAUUCUGGUUCCUGGGCCAUGAGGUGGAAAGUAGGGGCCCAGAGGACAGGUGAGGCAUCUAUGGGUUAAAUGUUGCUUCUUGGUAAGCCAGGGCUAUCCUUAUGUUGAGCCCUUCCCAGGUCACUGGCUUUUCCACUCUCCACAGAGGUGGUGAAGAUGCAUCUUAAGAUUUUUCUAAUUGAAGAAAUUGAAGUGUCUGCCUUUUGUGGGUGGUUUGGAUUACAAAAGAGACUAUCAGAUUCUGAUCAGCUUUUGAUAAAUCAGGAGCGUGCUUCAAAUGCUUAGCAGUGUAGGUUUAUUCCACAGGGUAGGCAGACCUUCCUUCCAUCCCUUCCCAUGCUCCUUCCCUUCCCAUCCUUCUCCCACAACCUUGGGCUCCAGGGUCAAGGACCUUGGCUAGGAGAGGUUCCCUGGCUACACUGGAGCUAGAAAGAACUUUCGUGAAGAGUGUCGUUUCCCAAACCCAGAAAUGAACCUUGGGUAAUUCUAGCAGGUAUAAUCAGCCUUUUCUUCUCCCCAUGGUAACCAUAACCAUUUUCACCCUAUAGGCCUAUACUUUGGCUCCCACUAGCAACUCCAGUUAGACUGCCCCUUCUAGGGUGCUAGUCGGCACCAAGGAGACUUUGUGGACUUGGGAGGAGGUGGUAAGGAAACUAGCAGGGGCCACCAAACUGCCCUUGUGAACUGGGCCCUUCUCAGGUAGGUGGGUGGGGCACUGAGGGAAAUGGCUGUCUUCCCUGACAGGGUCUGGCAGGUCUCAUGGGGGCCUCACUAGUUUGGUAGCAGGAGGAGUGUCAUUUAUUGAAAUUCACCCCCUUGAGGAGGUUAUGGUACAAAGCCCAGGAGAGUCCUUGAGAGGUGACUCCUUCUCUGGGUAGAAAGGCAAGGGGCUGCUCGUCACCACCUCUGGGAGAGUCAGUAGAUUGGAGAGUCAUUUUCAGGUUCAAGACAGUGGACUGAUGGGGAUAAUGAGGGUAGGUGGGUUUUCCUGAGAGACUUUGUAUAAUGUUGAAUGUGUCCAGAGGGACAAGUUUGUAGAACCUCAUAUUGGUAUAUUAAAGAAAUAAUAAAAUAAAAAGCACUUUAGGUUAUUUUAUCUUUAACCCAAUUGCUGCAAUUUCUGUUGUGUGUGUGUGUGUAUAUAUAUAUAUAUAUACACACACACACACAUAUAUACAUAUACUUUCCACAAAGUUUUAUUUUUUGCUCAGAAUAAAAAGUUAAAUUGAGGUGUGAAAAGAAAGCACUUACCUUGGUGCAAUAUGUGUAGCUUGAUUGUCGUUGUCCCAUGUGGCCCUGGCCUGGCCGUGUUUUUCCGCUCCCUCAGCCUGUGCUAGGAGGCUGUCUGUAGGGAAACUAUUAUGCAUCCUCAGCAACUGCUCAAUCUAUGCAAGCCUUCCCUGUAUGCCCCAGGGCGCCCCCUCAGCUCUCGGAAGAACUGCUGUGGGUGUUUUCUCCAGCUGACUGUUAAGGCCCUUUUUCACCACUUCUUGGUCCCUCGCCAUCUUUCUUCCCCUCUUCACCAUUACAAAGUGAUGCCUGAAAGGAAGGAACAGGUUGUUCCUAGGUAGAAACCUGGCACCUUCUAGACUUUUAUAUUUGUGAUCGUGUCCAUUGUCCUUAAAGACUUCUCCAGUGUCACUGAAACCAUUGAUUUGUGGAACCGCAACAAUAUUGCUCAAGAGUUUACAAUUUUCUAAUAUCACCAAUCAGAAAUAUGUUUGGGGAGGGGUUUGGGGGUCAGGGUAACAUGAAUCAUUUCUGUACUGCUUUUCAUAUCACCUGCGUUGGUUCUAAGAAAAAAGCCUUCCAGCCUCCAUUAACAAAGCUACUAAUAGGGCCGGGGAUCUAGCUCAGUGGUUCUGGCACCUGCUGAGCAAGCGCAAGGUCCCGAGUUCGAUCCCCGGUACCAAAAACAAAAAAACAAAGCUACUAAUAAUCUGUUUUAUCAUCUUUCUUCCUUCUCCCUCUCCCCCUCCCAUUUAAUCUUCAAUUAAUUUUUAGGCUCUAGACUACAGAAGUUUUAAAUACACUGCACCAAAGCAGAAAGAUUUGCAUAGAUGCUAUAUGCAAGUGGUUUUGCUGGACAUAGAUGGGGAAUUGUCCAUUCCUUAACAUUUAGGGCAGCAGGGUUGGCAGUAAAAUGUAAUUUCUAAAUUUGGCAGUAAUGUGUAUUUCUGAUUGGUCAUUCUAUUUAGCCUAUUUCUUCUUGCAUAUUCUUGUGAGGGGGAGAAGGGAAGGGUCCUUGUUUCUUCUCAUGCCCUUUGGGGACACUAAUGAUCAGUCUGGGCAUUUCUCACUAUUAUUCUUGAUCAAGAGGGGUUCUCAGUCUGCAUUGAAAAAUGCAAAUUAAACUGGACCUUUAUGUCAAGGUGUACAUAGUACAAGCUUUUUUUUUUUUUUAACUGGAAAUGAGGUUUAAAACCACACACUACCCUUUUGGUGGUGUUCCCACUGGGCCAAAAAUUGGUUGAUAAUGUCACUUUUUCAGCUCAAUGCAGUUUCUAUUUUUUCUUAUGGGAAAAUUUUUUCAUAAAACCUUUUUUCACUAAAACGCAGGGGUGUUUUUUGCAAUAUCCUUGUUGUCCUUGUAGUGGUGCCAAGUCAGAGGCUUCUCUUGCCCUUUUCCUCUCAUGUUCUCAGGCCUCUCAAAGGCUGUUUGACUCAACAGUCUACAUCUUUUGUUGUAUUUUGGCGAAAGUGGGGGUGGGAUCAGAGUUCAAGGUAGCUGUUCCCUUUUCCUGUGAACUCCCCCUAGUCUCUUUUCCAGAAAGUGGCUAGAAACAGGUUUUAGUUCAGUCUCUUGCAGAAAUCUUCUAGCCAGGAAAGGCAAGAGCCCCAGAGAGCCCUUUUUUGACACACAUUAAUCAUUGGCUGGUAGUCUUGGUGACAGUUUUUUAAAUCUUAAAUAGUUUUAUUUGGAUUAUGUAAAAGUCUAUCAAAUUUAUUUAAGUGUGAAACAUGGGAACAACAGACUUCCACUGAGCGAUAUGAAAACGUUACAGGUUCAGUACUUCCAAAGGAAGAAACCUCCAAAUCCAAAAAA